AUUCCUCAGUACUCAUGUUGAUGACAGUCGCCAAUGUUUAAUGCACAUCAAUCUGAACAUGCUUCGAACGAGAUUUUUGCAAUGGAGACACUGUAAGGGAUGCCCGAUCUCAUCAGCCUUGUGGAACAGAGGUACUUACAAAGACGAUAGAUGGUUUUCGACCUCUACAGCCUUAACCUUGGGAAGAAAGGAAAACAAGCUCACGGUGGACAGUCUCCAUCAGCUGUCGGUGGAUAUUACAAAAAUUCGUAAACUGAAGAGCUGGGUAUUGUUUGAAGAUACAGCUUAUGUGAGUGAAAUUGCGAAAGUUUUGAAGGAAAUGGGAGCAGAGAGGACAGCAAUAACCACCAUUUUCGAGCAAUGUCCAGAGGCUGUCCUCUGCACACCGACAGAAGCCAAGUCCCAGCGUGAGUUGUGGAGAACGGUCUGUCCUAAUGAAAAAAAACUGGUGAAAAUCAUAGAACGUUUCCCUGACUCCUUCUUCACAGUCAAAAACUAUACUAAUCGGCGGGCAAACGUUGAAUAUCUCCAAGAAUUGAACCUGAACAAGAGGGUCAUCAGCCGCUUAAUGGCCAGCGCGCCUCAGACCUUCUGCGGAAGCGUGGACAAGAACAGAGCAAUGAUUGAGACUUUACAAGAGAGCUACCUACGGUUAGGUGGUGCAGAGGCUAACGCCAAGGCCUGGCUGCAGAAAUUGUUGAGCCAAGAUCCUUUUAUUUUGUUGAAAUCUCCAGCCGUAGUGAGUGAGAACCUGGCCCUUCUCCACAAAAUGAAGUUCAGCAGGGCUGAGGUACUGAGCCUGCUCUCUAGACUACGAGGAUUCGUCUCUGAACUCUCCCCGAAAAACAUGGAGAAAAGUAGAGCAUUCUCUAAAGAAAGGUUACGCUGUAACGACGAAGAACUGAACGAGAUGAUAUUGAAAUGCCCAGCUUUACUAUAUUAUUCGGUUCUGGGUUUGGAGGAACGCCUCAAUACCAUUUUGCUUGAAGGGUUUUCUGUAUCCCAGAUAAAGCGAUGCCCUACAGUUCUUGAGCUCACCACGCAGAUUGUUCAGGAUCGAAUCAGAAAGUUGAAUGCUCUGGGCUUUGAUGUUAAAAAGUAUAGCUUGGAACUUCUGGACGGUACUAAAAAGGAAUUCGAGAUCAGUUGCGGGAAAAUAAACACAAGAAAGAAACGGCCCUUGUUUAAUCCAGUCGCACCUUUAAACAUUGAGGAAUAAGGAUAAAUUUCAGGCGGUGCUAAAAGAAUUUAAAGCACAUGUUACCAUCGUUGUCUCCAAGCUCGUUGAUGCUAAAAUCAGAUUAAAAUUGAUGAAAUUUAUCCUGUGUAUAUUGGUUGUUACGCACGAACGGAUGAUGUGAUCCAACCUUCGGAUGAGACAUUAAACCGAG
This is a messenger RNA of Callorhinchus milii (elephant shark), 1391 nucleotides long. RefSeq names its product mitochondrial transcription termination factor 2 (gene mterf2). The record is from RefSeq and is a predicted model, not a curated record. The transcript has a single exon. Bases 41 to 1219 code for a protein of 392 amino acids. Gene Ontology annotation, molecular function: double-stranded DNA binding. Gene Ontology annotation, biological process: termination of mitochondrial transcription; regulation of DNA-templated transcription. Gene Ontology annotation, cellular component: mitochondrial matrix. NCBI's taxonomy places the organism in Eukaryota, Metazoa, Chordata, Chondrichthyes, Chimaeriformes, Callorhinchidae.